GCUCAGAGUGCAGAGGGCCGCGGGCUCUGCCCCUCGCCCGCCCUCCUCCUCCCCCUGGCCGCCUCCGUCCUCCACUUCAAAGAGCACCCACGAGAGGGGGUUCCCGGGGAGGCGCGCAGCCCAGUGGCGGCUCUGUGGCGCGGCCGCCUUUAUAGCUGUCAGGCAGACAGGGAGGAACUCACACUUCCCACCAGGCUGCUCCCCCGCCCGCCGCCGGCUGGCCUGGCGCACACUUUAACCCACUCCGCGCCUCUGGAGCCCGGCCAGGCCGGCCCAGCUGCCUGCCGACUGCGGCCUCGGCGGCGGCCCAGAGCAGCGAGCCGCGAGCGGGGAGGCCGCCUUCCCGGGUCCGGGACGGGGAACACGCGUUGGGGCGUCCAGGCGGACCAGCCGCGGGCCCGGGGUCACGGGGGAGGUUGGAGGUGGCAAAGCCCGGCCCCAGCCUCGGCCCGGUCCGGCUUCUGCCUCGGGAGGGGAUCCGGUCCUCCGGCGCUCCCCAGAACGGGGUCCGGGGAUGUAGGAGACAGCCGGUCUGACGGCUCCAUUUUACGGAUGGGAAAGGUGAGGUCCGGGCCACCCAGCCGGCCCUGGAAAGGUCCUCCUGAGGAGCAGACGCCUAUGCGAGCGGAGGGACUAAGGGAGACCCAGUGGCGGCUCAGCCAAGGGUUCCGGGGCAGGGACAGAAGUGCCCGGGUGCUGACCGGACGGCCGACAUGGCCAGGGCCGGUGGGGGGCGGGGGGGGGGGGGGGGGGCUGGGGAACCAGCCUGGCUGGGCCCAAGCCAGUCGGGCAGCCCCUGGCAGGCCAGACCUGUGUUCCUGCUGAGUCAGAGUGUGGAGCGGAGGACGGAGCAGGCAGCACACGCUCCAGCCCCCGGGCACCCGGGAGGACCCCGGACUCUGCAAGCGGUCCCCGAAGCAGGGCCUGGCACCCGCCGCUUACACACCAGCCUCCUCCCUGGAGCCCGCCCUCCUGGAGCCCACCAUGUAAGGUGUUCUGAGCCAUCUCAGCCGCGCCCCUGCCUCUGCUGCGCAGGGGUCAUAGGCCUGCACGGGCACCUGGGGAAUCCCCCUCCUCCCCUCCAUCCUCCCUGCCAGAGGAGCUACGGUGAGCUCCUUCAGUGGCCACCUUGGGUGGCUGAGAGUUACCCCGUCCCCGUGGCCUGUCUGGCCGCCGACAGGAACAGUGGAGAAGGAGUAAGAGUAAAACAGCACCGCCCACUCCCGUGCGUGGAGCCCUUCCUGUGCACCGGGAGCUAUGAGGCCAGCAUCUUCGCUAUGCCCAUUUUGCAGAUGGACAGACUGGGGCUUCAAGUCCCACAUCCGGUGUGUGACCCUCCCAGGUGCCUGCCACACUUCCGCCCCACCCCAGCCUCCACCUGGAGGAACCCGCCAAGGUUCUCCCCCGAGGGACACCGGUGAGCCCCCAAACUCCAGACCCGCAGGGAGCUGCACCUGCUGCUUUUUCUGCUGGUGGCCUGGGAACGUCAGGAGAGAACUCAGGAGCCAGGGAAGGCUUCUGGGAGGCCCCCCAAGACCCUAGGAAUUUGGGGCGAAGAAUAAAGCACAGGCAGGACUG
This is a messenger RNA of Leopardus geoffroyi (Geoffroy's cat), 1578 nucleotides long. RefSeq lists its product as uncharacterized. Bases 714 to 1421 code for a protein of 235 amino acids. The record is from RefSeq and is a predicted model, not a curated record. The transcript has 2 exons. NCBI's taxonomy places the organism in Eukaryota, Metazoa, Chordata, Mammalia, Carnivora, Felidae.